Messenger RNA from Cladocopium goreaui, 3657 nucleotides. The record is from the annotation of a GenBank genome assembly. NCBI's taxonomy places the organism in Eukaryota, Dinophyceae, Suessiales, Symbiodiniaceae.
AUGAAGCGUAGUCUAGGUCCACGGUUUUGGCUGGGCCAGGGAAUACCCCAGGCAAAACCAGCCACCCAUUCUGCAGGGCUACGCCCAUUGCAGGAGGGGCCCGUCUAUGGGGCCGUCGACCCCGGGCAUCCCGAAGCAGCCGCACCAUUGGCACAGCCAGGUGUCAAGGCUUACGCUAGGGGCUCGCUAAACGACGCCAUAAGGCACGCAUCCACAGGUCCGGAAAAGUGUGCAGAACACAUCACAAAGAGAGCAAAGGCAGAUACAUCCAGAGGCCCCUACGAGUCAAGGAAAUCAACGUGGUCUGCCUUGGCCAGGGCGGCGGGUUUCUCAGACCCGUUCCGUCUGUCCCCGGACCUCAUCAACACGGUGAUGGGAGCGAUGGACAUGGCCGGCUAUAGAUCAGCAGAGCUGUACAUGGAUACAGCCAAGCAGAUACACAUUGAGAGAGGACUUGAUUGGACGGCACAGCUUGCCCAGGCCUCUAGGCAAGCCAGAAGGGCGUGCCAAAGGGGCCGAGGACCAGCCAAACAGGCGCAACCUUUGCCGAUGAUCGAGCUAGCGAAGCUGAAAGUUCACAAGGACCCAGCAGCUCCUGGAGGACCAAUUUUCCCGAUGAGGUCGGUCAUGUUGGCAUCAUGGUGGCUCCUUCGUGAAAUCGAGGCAAGCUCGGCAGAGAGGUCGCACAUCGAAAUCGACAAGGUCCAAAGACUUAUCCACUGGAAGCUUCCAUCCAGUAAGGCGGAUUGGCAAGCCCUGGGCGCAACUCGAACGCAUUCUUGUAAUUGCGAACAGAAUGCCCGGCAGCCAGAGUGUCCAUACCAUGCCAUGGUGGAGCACCUAGAGGCAGUGGGAGCUAUCAGCGAUCGCUGGGUUUUCCCAUCAGCCACAGGUGAGCAGUCAUCCAAAUGCGGAUGGGCCGACACCAUGCAAUGCAUGGCACAGCAGCUGAAUCUUCCUACUCACACAGACACUGGGGCAAGGAGAUUCACCGGACACAGCGCCCGGGCAACUGGCGCAGUGUACCUGGCACAGACCCAGAUCGAACUCUGGAGGAUCCAGCUAUUUGGGCGCUGGGGUUCGGAGUGCUUCAGGAUAUAUAUCCGCGACGCUCCACUUCAGCAGCUACAUUCCUUGGCAAAAGAAGCUUCUCUCACAACUUCUUUAGCAGCAGCCCGGGCGGAACUUUCUGCGAUCCUCAGCCAGGCGCAAAAUUGUUCCCCGCCAGCCGCAGCAGUUUCCUUACGGAACCAGUCCGUGGGCUGCCUUGCGGACUGCGAGGCUGCAGUGGAUAUUGCUCCGCCAUCGGAGCAGCCAGCUUCAGUGGAGUUUGUGAUUAACAGAUCUGCCUACGGCAAGAUCCACAAGGUAGCCUGUAGUGGACCAACGCGUCCUCACUACCUAUGGCGCACCCAAUGCAACUGGUAUUUUGCACGUGGCCACGCAGACUAUGCACUUGCAAGACCCAGUGUCACUCUGUACAGCGCGAAAUCGCAACCGCUUCUGAGCGACAAUCAGCGAGAGCAGAAGUUGAAGGUCAAGGCUGCCGAUGUUUGUGCAGAAACUACCAGAGGGCGCAAGGUUUAUGCGAUCAUUUUUCAUGUGGUGGAGUACAACAAGAGUUUGGAGGAGAGAGCAAGCGUGGCUCGAUCAAUGGAGGAAAUGAACGAAAAACGACGACUCUUCAAGGAGGAGCAGCAGCGGAAGAAGGCAGCAGCUCAUGCUGCUGAAAAUGUCCACAUUGGGCAACUCGCUGCAGUCGCUGCUCUGGUGCUCUUCAUCUUUUUGCAGCUGGACAGCAUGGAGAUGGCUGUGCAGGCAAUGGGAAAUGAGUGUCCACUAGAUUACCUGGAUGCUGCCUUGGUAAGGCGUUGGCAAUCAGUGGCUUUGCAGUGGCUGUGCAGUGGCUUUGCAGACAAGCUGGACAGCUACUACCUUUGGCUGGAUCAAGGGCCUGUCGCAAUGAUCAGAUACGCCUGUGCAGGCAUCCUAGCAUACUUGGCCGAAUUUGGCAUCAUAUGGUUCCUUGUGAUCGUGGUCCUUCUGUUCUACAACGCCUUGCGCGGCGGUACGGACCACUGCAGAGAUGAAUGUGAGAGUGAGUUGGACAGCUGCAUUGAAAAUCCGAACUGCCACAACUACCUGGAAGCCGAAGGCAAGCCGGUCUUCCAAAUCUGCGAAGAACGAUUUGAACUCUUCCGGGAAUCCUUUGAGUCGUGCUUGGAACAGAAACGCAACGGCUGCAGUGGCGUGGGGUGCAUGAGGAUUUAUCGUGCCUGCCGCAUCUCAACUGGCCUCGAGGUGGAUCACAUCUUCAAGGACGUGGGCUGCGCCGGUUGCGAUGGUUGGUGGAGUAACCGUGCCUCGCGGGAGUUGCAAUGCGCUGAAGAGCUGAGUGUGGAGCAAUGCAGGUGGAACGUCCUCACUCAGUCAACCGAAUCCCAAGCAUGCGCAAGGGAGUGCGUUUGGGAGGUGUGCGAUCAGGCCUUUUCCGAAUGCCAGAUCGCCGGAGGAUCGUUGUCAGAAUGCAACGAUCUGACCAUCGCCAUGAAUCAGUGCCGAGAAUGUAACUUUAUCCAUUGCGAGGAUGGUUGCAGCAAGGGCGCCUGCGAUGUGAUCUUCGGCAGCCGGGACGAAGCCUACAGAUCCUGCGCUGGCUGUGACACAUCAGCACAGUGCAAUCCAAGUUCGCCCUGCUAUGGUGACUCCGCUGAUUCGUCAUGCAACUGGCGGUGGGCACCAGAGUUCGGCUACUCCUGUUCGAUCUUGUGCGAAGAAUCUCUCCGAAUGUGCCAGGAAGGCGUCCGCGGCUUCUGCUGGGAGCCGGAUGACACGGGCGUCUCGCGUUCGGACGCGUGCCACAUGGAAUACGACAUGUAUCGCGCAGAUAUGGAUGCCUGUUGGCAGGCGAAUUUCCCAGCAACUCUUCCCGAAGGUGCCAUUUGGAGAGAGAUUGAGGUGCACAGCGCUGCUUGCGCAGCGCGGGGUGCUGUGUUUGGUGCCGGGGUCUCCUUGCAGACCUUGAAGCAUGUGCAGGAAAGCACCGAAAUGGCCAACCUCCGGGCUCUCGAAGGUGAGAUCGAAAAGAUGAGCGACAGGAUCUCCCGGAGAAUGGAACUCUUGGGUCGUUUGGUCUGCCGAUCUAGGUUAGCCAAUUGUUUCCUUAGUUGCAGUGAUUGCAGUGUGUUGAAAUUAGGCCCCAAGUGCAUCGCUGGAACCGUCUCCUUUGACAACGGCAAGACGGUGCCAGACACCUGCAGCAACUGCAAACCAAGGACCUGCCCUCAGUACCCCGUGAACUGUGACGCCCGUUGGUAUGAUGAGAGGCAAUGUCACUGGAACGAGUACAACUUCAAGAUUUGCAGCAAAUCGGGUGCGGAGGCCAAGGCUACGGUGGUCGCAGCGAAUGCGGAGUGCGCUGACUGCCAAACUGCUCGUUGUGAGUGGUCAUGCUAUGACCACACCUGUAGCGAGCUGAUGGUGAUUAUGCCAUGGGAUAGGAUGGGCCCGGUGGAACAAUGUGGCGGCUGUCCGGACGUGGCAAGGAAUCCGACAUUCAUGGCCCGGGCCCGCGCAUUCUGGAACAGUCCUACCACUCUGAACUUGACAGUGGAUCAUUUGGUUUACGAUGACACCCCUAACGUUGGUUGUUUGUAG